CGUCAUUUAUAGCGCAACCGUCCAGAGGCAGCUUAAGCAACAUUUUCAAGCUGAUUAAAUCACAUACUACAGCCCGGUACACAGCUGUUUUCUGCAAAGUUCCUGCUCGAGCUGAAGUUUAAGUUUCGACCCCUUUGGUGCGCCAUAGUUUUCUGUGUGUGACAAUAUUAGAUUAUAUCAUUAUCAAUACAUAAUGACUUCAACAUUCGAUAGUGCUACCCACGAAUAAGAUGACACAUGGGAUAAAAUAAGUUAUACUGGAUUUGGCUUACUUUAUGUCAGUUUGCAAUGCAUCAAGAAGUAGGACAACCGACGUGCCGACGGAACGGGACGACGUCGUCAGACAGCGGGUGCGUAAACACUAACAAUACAAAUGGCUGUCGCGCGGUCACAAAUGACUUGAAGGCGCUAAAAUCAAAUGGAGAAGACAAAGUGGAAACUGUUGUGAAAUUGAAGAAACAGAUUAGCCUGUUGCAAUCUGUGGCAAUUAUAGUCGGAAUAAUAAUUGGAUCUGGGAUUUUUGUGUCUCCCGUCGGUAUACUGACUAAUGUAAAAUCCGUCGGCAUGUCGUGUGUAAUGUGGGCUGUGUGCGGACUGUUUUCCGGCCUGUGCGCGCUCUGUUACGCCGAGCUGGGAGCUAGCAUACCGCAAUCAGGCGGCGAAUACAUUUACAUAAAACGCGCCUUCGGGGACUUCCCAGGGUUUUUGUGUCUAUGGAUAAAUUUCAUUAUUAUCUGCCCCGUCGGCAUCGCCGCGUCUUCGUUGAUUUUUGCGACAUAUGUCCUCAAGCCGCUGUUUCCGGACUGCGAGCCGCCGGCGUCGGCACUUAGACUUCUUGCGGCUUUGAUAGUCACCCUCCUGGUCAGUUUAAACUGUGUCAACGUGAACUGGUCAGCCAAGUUCCAAGUGGUGAUCACCUCCUGUAAACUGUGCGCGCUCUUCAUGAUCAUUAUCAUCGGCUUUAUAUGGAUCGGUAAAGGUGACGUGGACAAUUUCAAAGACUCGUUCACGGACAGCGACUUCAGCGCCGGCUCCAUCGCCAUAGCGUUCUAUUCUGGCUUCUGGGCGUUCGGAGGAUGGAGCUACCUGAAUUUCCUGACGGAGGAGCUUAUAGAGCCACACAAGAAUCUCCCACGUGCUAUAGUGAUUUCGAUCACCAUAGUGACGGUCGUGUAUCUGGUUGCCAAUAUCGCUUACUUCGCCGUCCUCACGCCGUCGGAAAUGCUGGCGUCGUCGGCGGUCGCGGUGACGUUCUCGGACCAGACUUUCCCGCUUUUGUCCUCGGUAACACCCGUCCUGAUAGCGGUGUCGGUGAUGGGGUCGAUCAACGGCAACUCCCUCUCCAUGUCCAGACUGUUCAUGACCGGAGCUGAACAGAAUCAUCUUCCCGGAAUCAUCUCCAUGAUCCACGUCAAGCAACUCACACCAGCACCAUCGCUCGUAGUCAUUAUGGCGCUGACCCUACUGAUGCAGAGUUUCGAGGAGAUCUUCUACCUGAUAGAGCUCAUGGGCUUCGGCUUCUCCGUCGUGCUCACGUGCGUGUUCGCGGGUCAGAUCUACCUGAGGUACCGGGAACCAGAGCUUGCCAGGCCGAUAAAGCUACCGAUCGCCUUACCCGUGUGUCUACUCGGCGCCAGUCUAGUUAUCCUCGCACUCACCGUGUAUCAGAAGCCAAACGAGAGUCUGCUGGGAAUUCUCUUCAUUGCCACCGGGGCUCCAGUCUAUGUGGUGUUCGUUUACUGGGAGAACAAACCACAGCUCGUGCAGCGAAAAAUCAGAAGCUUCAUGGUGCUGUUGCAGAAGAUGCUGUUCGUCUGUCCGUCCGAUGCGAAACCUGUUCAACUAUAGACUAAGAAUUCAUGUAGUUCCUUGCUGUGCUGAUAUGUUAUCUUUAAAUUAAAUUAUUU
This is a messenger RNA of Dreissena polymorpha, 1907 nucleotides long. Its product is annotated as large neutral amino acids transporter small subunit 1-like. Gene Ontology annotation, molecular function: L-amino acid transmembrane transporter activity; neutral L-amino acid transmembrane transporter activity. Gene Ontology annotation, biological process: amino acid transmembrane transport; neutral amino acid transport. The transcript is spliced from 10 exons. Lineage: Eukaryota; Metazoa; Mollusca; Bivalvia; Myida; Dreissenidae. Bases 289 to 1848 code for a protein of 519 amino acids. Gene Ontology annotation, cellular component: membrane. The record is from RefSeq and is a predicted model, not a curated record.